Messenger RNA from Trichosporon asahii var. asahii CBS 2479, 1377 nucleotides. RefSeq lists its product as uncharacterized. Gene Ontology annotation, cellular component: catalytic step 2 spliceosome; nucleolus. Gene Ontology annotation, molecular function: ATP binding; mRNA binding; RNA helicase activity. The coding region runs from base 1 to 1377 and encodes 458 amino acids. The transcript has 6 exons. The record is from RefSeq and is a predicted model, not a curated record. NCBI's taxonomy places the organism in Eukaryota, Fungi, Basidiomycota, Tremellomycetes, Trichosporonales, Trichosporonaceae.
AUGGCUCUAACCUCCAGGGGAGACGAUAAGCUCGUGUUCGAGUCCUCUGAGACUGUCCAAGUUGCCCCUACGUUCGAAGCCCUCAAACUCCGUGAAGACCUCCUCCGUGACUUCGAGAAGCCGUCGGCGAUCCAGCAGCGUGCGAUCCUGCCGAUCAUCCGCGGCCGAGAUGUCAUCGCCCAGGCCCAGUCCGGUACGGGUAAGACGGCGACGUUCUCGAUCUCUGCGCUGCAGUCGCUCGACCUGAACAACCGUGACACGCAGGCUCUGAUUCUGUCUCCGACGCGUGAGCUGGCUGUUCAGAUCCAGACGGUUGCGCUCGCGCUCGGCGACUACAUGAACGUGUCGUGCCACGCCUGUAUCGGAGGCACGUCUGUCGGCGAGGACAUUCGCAAGCUCGAGGCUGGCCAGCAGAUUGUGACGGGAACGCCGGGACGUGUGUUCGACAUGAUCCGCCGCCGAAACCUGCGCACGAAGGACAUCAAGAUGCUGAUUCUGGACGAGGCAGACGAGCUGCUGAACAAGGGAUUCAAGGACCAGAUCUACGACAUUUACCGCUACCUGCCGCCCGCGACGCAGGUUGUGGUCGUGAGCGCGACGCUGCCGCACGACGUGCUCGAGAUGACGACCAAGUUCAUGACCGAGCCCGUCCGCAUCCUUGUCAAGCGUGACGAGCUCACGCUCGAGGGCAUCAAGCAGUUCUUCGUGGCGGUCGAGAAGGAGGACUGGAAGUUCGACACGCUGUGCGACCUCUACGACACGCUCACGAUCACCCAGGCCGUCAUCUUCUGCAACACGCGCCGCAAGGUCGACUGGCUCACGGAGAAGAUGCGCGAGGCCAACUUCACCGUGUCGUCGAUGCACGGCGAGAUGGUGCAGAAGGAGCGCGACGCGAUCAUGGCCGAGUUCCGCUCGGGCCAGAGCCGCGUGCUCAUCACGACCGACGUGUGGGCCCGUGGUAUCGACGUCCAGCAGGUCUCGCUCGUCAUCAACUACGACCUCCCCAACAACCGUGAGAACUACCUGCACCGUAUCGGUCGCUCGGGCCGUUUCGGACGCAAGGGUGUCGCCAUCAACUUUGUCACCGUCGAGGACGUCCACAUCCUCCGCGACAUCGAGGUGUACUACGCGACCCAGAUCGACGAGAUGCCCAUGAACAUUCAGGCGGGCGUCGAUGUCCGUGUGCAGACGAUCAAACGGGACUCGAUCCGCUCUCCUGCUGGCCAUUGUCAUCCGACGGAUAGCAGGAUGACACCCGCGUCCAAGCUCAGAGCCCAGCCCCAGCCUGAGGCGUACGGGCGUAGCUUCAAGCCUCUUCGCCCAUUGCCACAUGCCAACCAAUCCAAGGAGGAGAUCAGAUCAGCAGUUCAUUCUUAG